AUGGCAAAGAAGAGAUGCUGGUUUGGUUGGUUGAGGAGGCUUUUCACUUUUUCUGAGGCAAAGACAAGAGGAGAAAAGAAAUCAAAGAGAUGGAGAAUAUGCAUAUUUGGGAGGGUCAAGUUCAGGCAACACCCUGCACUCAAAGCACCAGCUCUAACACUGAGUGAAGCAACAGAAGAGCAGAGAAAGCAUGCCUUGAAUGUAGCCAUUGCAACAGCAGCUGCAGCUGAGGCUGCAGUUGCCGCUGCCCAGGCUGCAGCCAAGGUGGUUCGGCUUGCAACUGCCUCCAAGUCCAACAACCAGUUUAAGAAGCACGAUCGAGACUUGGCUGCCAUCAAGAUCCAAAGUGCUUUCCGGGCACAUCUGGCAAGAAAAGCACUACGAGCAUUGAAGGGAUUGGUGAGGAUUCAAGCCAUUGUCCGUGGCCGAGCUGUGAGACGCCAAGUGAUGACCACAUUGAAUAUUUCACCAUCCUACGCAAAAAUUCAGUCAGAGGUCCACGAAAGUUGUAGUCCUACUGCUGACACAAUUCAUAAGGACAGCGAAAGAAGAUACCGUCUCAAGCCAAAAGAAGAGUUGAAAAACAAAGAAAUAAAGGUUGACCAAAGGAGGAAUCCCAACCGUGAAGGAGACCCGGCGGAGUCGUCGCACCCGGAAACCCCACCAUCGGAAAAUUCAAAAAAUCUGAGGACUGCCAGGAAGUGCAGUAGAAAGUAUGGUGUUUCGGAUAUUGAUUCCGGUUACUAUGUAGCUGGAACUGGUUAG
This is a messenger RNA of Carica papaya (papaya), 765 nucleotides long. NCBI's taxonomy places the organism in Eukaryota, Viridiplantae, Streptophyta, Magnoliopsida, Brassicales, Caricaceae. The record is from RefSeq and is a predicted model, not a curated record.